Molecule: messenger RNA, 498 nt
Organism: Paracoccidioides lutzii Pb01
Exons: 2
Coding region: 1-498 (165 amino acids)
Source: RefSeq, a predicted model, not a curated record
AUGCACUUCAUUGGCCGGUUCAGACCUUGUUCGAUGGAUCGGCCGGGACGCCGAAGCAAUGGCCAGCAUGAAUGUCACAACUGGUUGACACAAACUCUCUCAGCGACUAGCAUUUUUAGUCUUCCUUUCAAACUGCGACAAAUCACACAGGCCUCAGUAACCCAGCAGCUGGGCACGGCGCGGUUACUAUCUGCACAGAAAUUCUGCAUCAAAACUGCUGAAGAACACACCCGAGACCGGAGCCAAUCUUUUGCAAGACACAGUUGUAGAAUCUCGUGGACUUUGCUGUAUUCCAAGGCUGGACUGGGAUUGAGAAGACGAGUUGGUCCAACCGUUGGCUACCAGCGCCGCAACCAGCGCCGUUACGAGAGCUUCAUCAAACCACAUCCCACUCCGGAAAGGCGUAACUACAACCACAAGCACUUCUGCUACACCAUCACCACUACGAACGGCGACAACAAUAACCACAAACCAAACUCAUCAAGGCAGAUACAAUAA